AUGGCACCGUUAUUCGGUGUACUAUUUCUUGUAUUGAUGCCGAUGUGUUUUACGCAAUAUGCAAUUUAUGUCGAACCUGGCGGAACUCUCGAGUUGACGGGAACGGGCAACUCCUACCAUGUUUUUCAUACUGUCGGAGGUAACAGAGUCUCCUACCGUGGCCCGGAUGAAUCAAAUGUUAACUCACUACUCAAUAUAUUAGCCAAUUCCCAGUCCUACAAAGACGAGCAAGCUAAGCGGCUCAAUCCACCUGCUCACGUGCCAUCAUGUGCGAUGAAACAACGUAAUUUUUCUCUCAUUCUGCGUCUGUUUGAUUAUCGAUCGAACAUUUCCCAUCUCGUUGUCCCGUUGUACGUGAAAGCCUACCGACUAAUCCAUUAUGACCUGCUCCACACAUUGUUGAAUGUCAAUGCGAGUGGUAUCUUUCAGACGAAUGAAUUAACUUCUAAACUUAGUUCUACCGUGUCCACAUUGAACAUUACACUUCAUAGAGCCGUUCUGGCCUGCACUCUAAUUAAAAAUUUGGCCGCUCAUGCGGAGGGAACAACUAUCUUAAGUAUGGACGAUGUUGAGUCAACUGUCCGCUCGCAUGAAACAUGUCUAGCCGAGUUUCAUGCAUCUCUCACUGGACUACAAAGUCGAUUGGGUUUGGCCAAUUCGCAUAAUCAACAAAUACAAGCGGACUACUCGCAUGCGCUGCAAUUGUAUAACGAAGCCACCGAGCGAUAUGAAGAUUGCUGGUUUUUCUGUGGUGAUCUCGAAGACGCAAUGAACACUGCAAGGACGUCAUUAGUGACUACUCAGCAUAGGAAAACGGAAGCAGCCAAGUACACCGGCAAUUUGACCAAAGAUAUAAUCAGUCUUGAGACAGAUGUUCAACACUAUCGAAAAGAACUUGAUUUCAAGAAGAACGCGUUGCAAAGUAUCAGACAACAACAAUCAAAGUUGGCGACAGUUAUGAAAGAAUUAAAAGAAGCAUUGAAACACGUAACAGACUUUCACGAUGUUUUUGAUUCACGAAGUACGUUCAAUUCUAUUGUUCAGAAUUUAUUUACACUUGACACGGUUAUAAUUCCAUUGAAUGCUAUCUAUGAAGUGAUGCAGGAAAAUUAUAAGAUGGCCCCAUUUGCUGGUGGUCUUAUCUCGACGGACACGAUCAAUCAGUUCAAGUUGAAGCUCAACAUUCUUAAGGUGAAAGCAGAGGAAAUGGAUCAAAAUUUGUUCAAUAACAACUACGAAGAUUAUGAUUAG
Molecule: messenger RNA, 1251 nt
Organism: Didymodactylos carnosus
Lineage: Eukaryota; Metazoa; Rotifera; Eurotatoria; Philodinida; Philodinidae
Source: the annotation of a GenBank genome assembly